This is a messenger RNA of Cladocopium goreaui, 719 nucleotides long. NCBI's taxonomy places the organism in Eukaryota, Dinophyceae, Suessiales, Symbiodiniaceae. The record is from the annotation of a GenBank genome assembly.
GUCAUCCGAGUCAUUGGAGUCAUCCGAGUCAUCCACAUCCCGCAGCUCGAUCUGCGGAACCCCGGAACAUCGCCACAGCCGCAGGACUUAUUUCAAAAUGGCGGAUGAUGAUGACCACACCUUCGAGAAAGCGGAAGCUGGCGCUUCCGCCACUUACCCCAUGCAGGCAGGUGAGAUCCGCAAAGGCUCUCAUUUGAUGAUCAAGGGACGCCCCUGCAAGUGUGUGGAGGUUUCCACCUCGAAGACUGGAAAGCACGGCCACGCAAAAGCGCACAUCGUGGCCAUUGACAUUUUCACAGGCAAGAAGAUGGAGGAUCUUUGCCCAACUUCCCACAACUUGGAAGUCCCCUUUGUGAAGAGGACCGAGUGGCAAGUCUGUGCGGCCGAUCCUGACUCCGGCGAGGUGAGUCUGAUGCAAGAGUCCGGCGAGAUCAAGGAAGACUUGAACCUGCCUACUUUCGUGAAGAUUGGCGAGCCAACUGAUGAGGACAAAAAGGUGGUGCAGGAUCUGCUGGCUGGACUGGACAGUGGAAAGGACGUCUUUGCCGUGGUCCAGGCCGCCUGCGGGGAGGAGAAGAUUGUCAGCGUCAAGGUGAACGGAUGAGUCGACAGCGAAACCGCUGUGGCUCUGCCGGAUCCGAUCCGAAAAGCCCGGGAGUCCUGGUGGGACAUUUUUGGUGAACUCUGAAAAGGCACAGCAUUUGUGAGCUGCAGAAGCU